ACGGAUUUUUGUAAAUAUAAAAGUUGGCACUUGAUUUCGAUUUGACAUACAAUAAUAGAAAAUUACCGGUUAUGGUGCGCAUCACCGAAGCUUUGGUUCGCAAAAAAUCGGAACACAAUGAACUUCUUAUUAGUACUCUGGAGGAAUUGUCGCUGCAUCAGGAGGACAUCACAUGCAUUGAACAUGUACAAAAUUGGUGCCGGGAACUAAAGAUCCUGCUCUUGCAGUCCAAUCUCAUAGCUCGCUUGGAGAAUUUGAAUAAACUGAAACGCCUGGAAUAUCUUAAUGUGGCCAUUAAUAAUAUUGAACGUAUCGAGAAUCUGGAUGGUCUUGAAUCCCUGAACAAAUUGGAUCUCACAUUAAAUUUCAUUGGCGAACUGACAAGUGUGGAAUCACUGCGGGGUAAUUACAAUUUGCGCGAACUACUCCUAGUUGGUAAUCCUUGUGUGGACUUUCCGCACUAUCGUGAUUAUGUGAUAGCCACAUUGCCGCAACUCCAGAAUCUUGACUGCGUUGAGAUUACACCAAGUGAACGACUGCAAGCCCAACGUUACUUAAAUCGCCAUCGUCGCAUCAUUGUCCAGCGUCAGGCCGAUCAUGCCAUUGAAAGGGAUGAGCAGCGUAUUCGUGUUGCCCAUCAACAGGCCAAGCUGGCCGAAGAAUGUGCUGACAUGGAAGAUGAUGAGGAACGCACACGCGCCUUUUGGAAUGCCAAAAGUGAACAUUGUCCAGAAAUACGUAAUGAAAUUGCCCGCCAACAUAAAUUGGGCAAGGAGAAACAUGAUUCGAAAUCAGAAUCAUCCAAGACGCCAAAGAAACGGAAUGUCAAUCUAUUUGCUCCCUGCGGUCGUCCCUAUAAUAUGAAUCAAGCCAAAUUGCCAUUUAAUUUUCAAGAUGAGCCUGCCGAAUAUCGGCUAGAAUUGGAAGUCUACAAAUAUUUAGAUACUUCUCUCAUUGAUGUCGAUGUGGAAUUAAAUUAUGUUCGUGUCACAGUUAAGGGCAAAAUCUUUCAGAUAGCAUAUGGCGAAGAGAUAAUCCCUAAUGAAUCAACCGUACAACGUUCCCAGACGACAGGACACCUUUUGAUUGUAUUGAAAAAAGUUAAGCCCAAUGAAAUGCUGGCUAUUAAACCAAAAAAAGCCGCACCUAAGAAACCGGAGGAGGAGCAGAAGAUGGAACAGAAACAAAAUGGUCAACAGAAACUAACUGGCCUGGUUGAUAUAAGCAACAUUUGUUUGCCGCCCGAUUUGCCCGAUUUAAUAUAAUUUCUAAUUGUUAGUUAUUUAAAAAUUGUUUAUUUAAAUA
This is a messenger RNA of Drosophila willistoni, 1305 nucleotides long. It is a transcript of the gene tilB, whose product is annotated as protein tilB. Gene Ontology annotation, cellular component: cytoplasm. Bases 72 to 1265 code for a protein of 397 amino acids. NCBI's taxonomy places the organism in Eukaryota, Metazoa, Arthropoda, Insecta, Diptera, Drosophilidae. The record is from RefSeq and is a predicted model, not a curated record. The transcript is spliced from 4 exons. Gene Ontology annotation, molecular function: protein binding. Gene Ontology annotation, biological process: outer dynein arm assembly.